Aspergillus chevalieri is the source of this 3027-nucleotide messenger RNA. RefSeq lists its product as uncharacterized. Gene Ontology annotation, molecular function: RNA polymerase I general transcription initiation factor binding; RNA polymerase I transcription regulatory region sequence-specific DNA binding. The transcript is spliced from 3 exons. Lineage: Eukaryota; Fungi; Ascomycota; Eurotiomycetes; Eurotiales; Aspergillaceae. Gene Ontology annotation, biological process: nucleolar large rRNA transcription by RNA polymerase I. Bases 1 to 3027 code for a protein of 1008 amino acids. Gene Ontology annotation, cellular component: RNA polymerase I core factor complex. The record is from RefSeq and is a predicted model, not a curated record.
AUGGAUGAACAUUCAACGAGUGCUCUCCAAUAUGGGCACUUGGGUAAAGCGGUAUAUGUACCGGAGACCCAGGCCUGGUCAUUUUCUCGUACCCUAAACCAGCCAUCUUCAAUAUUGUAUACUGGAGCAACCAAGAUGACUGUAGCCUCUCCUCUCACUGCUCCUCAGUCUUUUUUAGUCGAGAAUAAGAACCUACUGCCGAGAGUGCACCCGGAGCUGGCGGCGUGCUGGUCCUUGGUUAGCAACGAGAACUUUUCGCAUGUUAUCACGACAAGCGAAAUAUGUGAUUCCCAGGUAUCUUCACUUUUGGACUUGGGCUGUGCUGUGGAUCUCGAAAAUGAUGAUUCGGGUAGUCGGGUUUUGCCAAUAGCAGUGUUUGCAUCCGGGGAGUGCGGCAACACCAUCUCGUUCCGAAGAUUGGAGGAAGAUACUCUGGAACUGAGACAACAAACGACCUUCAUGCGUGUUCCUUCUAUCGGUGAAACAGACGCCACGGAAUGGAGUGUCGGUGGUGUCCCGAUUCGUCAAAUUUGCUUUGCGCGGACAAUUGAAGAAAAAGCGACAUGGAUGGCCGCUCGAUGCCCUGAUUCAACCACGAUUUUCCGGCCUUUGUACCACAGAGACCCUGCUCCAAGGCGCAUAUGCCGUGACAAUGAUAGCGUACUUUCGAAUGACGCUCGUAACUCCCGAUUGGAUGCGAACCCGUUGGUUGAGAUAUCAAGUUUACGGACGGGUGGUUUCCCGCACGCCGAUAUAACAUUCAAUCCCUGGUACCAGAGACAAUUCGCGAUUGUAGACCAACAGGGAAACUGGAGCAUCUGGGAGGUGUCUGGUCGGCACAGGCGAAAUAAGGGCAAUUGGGCCGCAACAUGCGUGAAUUCGGGUUCAUUGCCAUGGCUCGAUAAUGGCGAUAGUCCUGAUUUGGAUAACCAACCUCGACAUGAUGGAUGGGGGGUAAUUGAAUGGGCUGGGGACGUCAAUAGCAUCGUUGUUUCUGAUCGGCGUUGUCCCAUGCUUUACCGGAUGGAAGGCGAUCAAAUCUGGUCCAUUCCAAUUGAGCUUGGCUUGAAAAGAAAGUCCGAAUGGAUCUUGGACAUUAAAAGAAGCCCAUCAAACGCAUCUCACGUUUAUGUGCUCACCACGACGAGCAUAUUCCGGCUCGAAAUUACUGAGUUCUCUGGCGAAGGUGAUGUUGGGUCUCUAUAUCCUCAUCUAUCCUGGUGCCAUUAUAGGGAUCCUGAAGAUACGACACUGCGGUUAAGUGCACUACUUACCAAUGAAGAUUUUUACCUCUUUCUGUACUCACGGCUCAACAACUUUGUGCUGGGUUUUCAAUGCCCGAAUGCAACUGAGGAAGAGAUGAACAGCACUGUACGUAUUCCAGAUCCAUUUAUCCUGGAUAUACCCUCUACGGUCGAUGUGUCGCCGGAAUCCCAAGAUUCGACGAAUAGUACACAGUUUUCCACACUCAUAUUCAAACAAAUCGCACAUUCGCCAGCAUCAGUCGGCAAAAGUUACUAUGAUUCUAGCGCGAGACUUUCCAAGCUUUUCCUGCUGGACUCGCGACUUGCUGUCUGUGAAUCGGUGUACACUGAGCCCACGAUUUCUGGCGACACUGAAGAACAGCCUCUCGGGCGGGAUGCAUUGCGGGCAAAAAGACGCCAACAAAGUGCGCGGAAAACUCGAGCAUUUCGUUACCGGAAUGAUUUCGUGGUCGAUGAUUGGGAUGAAUCUAUGCGUAGCAUGGGUGCAACCGCGAUCCCGAGUAUGGGGAUCUCUACGGUAUCACCUCAUGCAAUUCCUAAAUGGACUACUGAUUAUACGGCCGUCUAUGCUGUUGCUACGGGGCGGUUAAUUCUCGGAUCGAAUGAAGGGGAAUUUUCACAAGACUCGGAGGAACUGUUAAAGAACAUCAAUUCUCUAGCAGACCAAAUCGCCGAUACAGCCUUGAGUGACCAAGCUGCGAAUACCCUGUACGUACAGAAGUUGAUAUUGGCCAAGUAUGUUCUGAAAUUGACACACUUUAGACUCGAAGUUUUCGGCAGCAGUUUUCUGUUGGAUGACAUUGAAAAAAGUGCCCAAGCCAUUGAAGGUGUCAUUUUGCUUUGCAAGCAGCGAGAAUCAAAUCCUCAAAUUGAACACCGACUCUCCAUUCUGCCGAUUUUACCAUUGAUGCAGUUAACCGUUGCGAACGAAAGCGAAGGAAAACCGAACCUAGUAUAUAUUUAUGAUCGUUUGGUCAGCACUUGGCUCUCAAAUCUACCCCACAAUAUUCCCGGACGCACACGGAUUACGAAGGAGAGAAUCAUCAGGAAGCUGGCGGCCGAUCUCGUCCUGGCCCGGAUCAAUAUCACUCGCAAACCCCCCGAUGGUAAGCAUGAUGAUUAUCUGGACAAUCAAGAUGACGCCAAAUUAUCGAAUCCGGAAACUAGCUUUGGCUCUCAUGGGAUUGUGACGCCACGACGUUCGUCUGUCCCAGUCUCUGAAAGAGAUGGCGGCGGUUCAACCUCUCGAAGCGAUUUAGGUGCCACAAACAACGGCGUCUCGGAUUCCCAGCCUACAAAAAGAGUGCCGGUCUACUCUACUCUGUCCUCUUUAACGACGUUUAAGAAUCAGCCUUCCAUGUCCUGGAACGUGGAAUCCAUGCUUUCCCAUUGGGUACCGGGUAUGGACCCAGCUGCUUAUGAUUGGCAGAGAACUGUAUUCUCAGUUGAAGAGGAUGAGUCACAGCGGAUGUCGCGAUCUGUGACUCCCAAAAGAAAACAGCGGAAGAAAACACCACAGAGAACGACCAUGACUUCUCCGGCACCUCCUCCCAUUUCGCCGGCCAUUCCUGGCAUUUAUGGACAGAGCAGUCAGCCGACAAGCGACGGCUUAUAUCGGGGAAUACCACAGAGUAGUCAAGUCACCACUGUGGAUGAGGAUCUUCCCAUGACUCAAGUCGAACGAGGUCUCUUUGGUGGAAGAGAGGCAAAUAAGAAGAGCGUCAUGAAGACGAGAAAGAAGAAACGGGCAGCUGGCUUUUAG